GACAGAAAGGGAGAGAUAGAGCAGCUGGAGCGCUUCACUAUGGACCAGCACGGCCGCUGCGCUCUCUGACCGAUCGUCUUCACUCUCAUUUUGCUUGGACAACUCUCCAAACACACAGGUUAUGCCACCCCACAGGCUGACUGGAAAUCCAGCCGUGAAAGAGAAGGGCUGAUCCCGGACCCCCCCGUGUUCCCGCAGCUGCGCCCCUCCCUGUCCCCAUGGCGACAGGAGGCCAUGCCCCCGAGACAGAUGUGUUGAUCAACCUGCAUCAGGUUUUGUCGGAAGAAGAAAAGGGCUCCACAGCAGGACAAGAUGAUGAGGAAUGGGAGAAGGCCUUGUCUGUGGAGAGGUUUGGGGACAUCAUUACUGAGUCUGCCAUCAAUGGCGCAGACAAAAUGGGCCGCAGCUACAAUGAGAAAGACUUUGAGUAUCACCGGCAUACGUUCCACCACACCCACCACCCUCUGUCCACCCACCUUCCCCCGCAGCGUUUCCGCAAGAGGGUGCUCAGUAUGGACCGCCGGCGAAAGAAAAAGAGGAAGAAAAAGAAGACCUCCAUGCCCCCGUCAGAUGUCACGCCCACUAUUCAUGAAGUGGAUGAGGAGGAGGCGGAGUCUGAGACGGAGGGACAGUGCCAAGCAGCCACACCUACUGAGCCAUCAGAAGAGCUGCCACAGCUCAGUUUGGGAAGUGAGGAGGAUCUGGCGGCCGAUCUCCCUCUCACCAGCUUCCAUAUGGAGAGUGAGAGACCCCCGAGCAGUGAAGAGACCCCACCCAGCCCAGUCGGAAUGGAGGAGCAGGAGGAAACACAAGAACGACCACAUGGAGAAGAGGAGAAAGAGGUUUCUAACAGGUUUAGCCUAUCUCCAGAACCUGCCAGUUUGACAACACGAGGCUGGUUUCGCAGGAAGCCCGUCCACCGGCUGGCUGGAGCCCAGCGGACCAGCUAUGACCUACGAGAACGCAUCUGUAUAGGCAGCAUGACAGCCAUAGAGACAGCGGUGUACCAGAAAGUACCUACAGAUGAGGCGGAGGCUCAGAUGCUCGCCAGUGCUGACCUGGAUGACAUGAAAAGUCAUCGUUUUGAGGACAAUCCUGGGGUUAGACGUCACCUGGUCAAAAAAUCAUCACGCUGUCAAGUACCACGAACCAGCAAUAGCUCACCUCCUCUGUCCAGCCUGAAGAGGAGGAAGAGGACAGACAAGAAAACUCAUGAGGUGUUUGUGGAGCUCAAUGAGCUGAUAGUGGAUAAAAACCAGGAGAUGCGCUGGAAAGAGACGGCACGUUGGAUCAAGUUUGAGGAAGAUGUGGAGGAGGAGACGGAUCGCUGGGGUAAACCGCAUGUGGCCUCGCUGUCCUUCCGUAGCCUGCUGGAGCUCCGCAGGACCAUCACACAUGGUGCCAUAAUGCUAGAUCUGGAUCAAACCACACUGCCUGGCAUCGCCCACUUGCUGGUGGAAACCAUGAUAAUCUCGGACCAGAUCAGAGCCGAAGACCGAGCCAACGUGCUGCGAGCCCUGCUGCUCAAACACAGUCACCCCAAUGAUGAGAAAGAAGGCCUUUUCCAUCGGAACCACUCUGUCACCAGUCUGGGUGGCUUCCGUCACAACCACAAUCAUGUUCACGACACCAGCCUGCCCCUGGUGUCCCAGGACCACGAGGAGAUGCACGACAGCAAAGUGGCAGAACAUGACAAAGAGAAAAACCUCCACCCUGUCCCAGCUGAGGGACACGCUGCCGCCAGAUCUAUGAAACUCCUGGCAAAGAUUCCCAAGGAUGCCGAGGCCACUGUGGUCUUAGUGGGGUGCGUGGAGUUCCUAGAGAAGCCCGCGAUGGCCUUUGUCCGCCUGAACGAGGCUGUGCUGCUGGAGUCCGUUCUGGAAGUCCCCGUCCCGGUUCGAUUCAUCUUUGUGCUGCUGGGCCCCACGCAGACCAACAUGGACUAUCAUGAGAUUGGACGCUCCUUCUCCACCCUCAUGUCUGAUAAGAACUUCCAUGAGGUAGCGUACUUUGCUGAUGAUCGACAGGACCUGCUUAACGGCAUCAAUGAGUUCUUAGACUGCAGUAUUGUAAUCCCACCAUCAGACGUUGAGGGAAAAGACCUGCUGAAGACCGUAGCCUCCUUCCAGAAACAGAUGCUACGCAAGCGCAAGGAGAGGGAGCUCAAAAAAUGUGGCAGUAUUGUGACGGGAGCUGAGCAGGAGACCAAAGGUGGAAUACUUGCUGCAUUUGUAAUGACAUUUUCAAGUUUGUCCGUUCUGUUCAUGCUGACCUGUUUUGUUUGUGUUGUAGAUGUGAGUACGGAUGAACAGGAGGAGGAGGAUCAGUUUGAUGUCGAUCCUCUCAAACGCUCUGGCAUUCCCUUUGGAGGUCUGAUCCACGAUAUUCGUCGCCGUUAUCCACGCUAUAUAAGCGACCUGAAGGACGCCAUGGACACACAAUGUAUUGCUGCUGUCAUUUUCAUUUAUUUUGCUGCUCUUUCGCCCACUAUCACCUUUGGAGGUUUAUUAGGCGAGAAGACACAAGGCAUGAUGGGAGUCUCUGAGCUCAUCAUCUCCACAGCGACAGUGGGAGUGCUGUUCUCCCUGCUAGCAGGACAGCCUUUGCUCAUAAUUGGCUUCUCUGGACCACUUUUGGUCUUUGAGGAGGCUUUUUAUAAGUUCUGCCAGGCGCAGGGCUUCGAAUAUCUCACAGGCCGAGUGUGGAUCGGGUUCUGGCUCAUCUUCAUUGUCCUAGUGAUAGUGGCAGCUGAGGGAAGCUUCCUUGUGCGCUACAUCUCCCCAUUUACGCAGGAAAUCUUUGCAUUUCUCAUCUCUCUCAUCUUCAUCUGUGAGACCUUCUCUAAGCUAAUUAAGGUGUUUCAAGAGCACCCUCUGAUGAAGAGCUACCCUACAGCUCCUGUACUGCCUGCCUUCCAACCCAUAGACCCUCCAGGGCAUAGUGUGAUUGGGGAACCAAUACUCAACCAGCCCAACACAGCCCUAUUGUCCUUAGUGCUCAUGAUGGGAACCUUCUUUGUGGCCUUCUUUCUGCGAAAAUUUCGUAACAGCAGAUUCCUUGGUGGAAAGGCCAGACGAAUCAUUGGUGAUUUUGGGAUUCCUAUCUCUAUACUCAUCUCAGUGCUGGUGGACUGCACCAUCCCUGAUACAUACACACAGAAGCUGAACGUCCCCUCUGGUUUCUCAGUCACAUCUCCAGACAAACGGAACUGGUUUAUCAGCCCCUUUGGAGAUAAACAGCCUUUCCCUAUUUGGAUGAUGGGAGCCUCAGUGGUCCCGGCCCUGCUGGUUUUUAUCCUCAUAUUCAUGGAGACUCAAAUCACCACCUUGAUAGUGAGCAAGAAGGAGCGGCGUUUGGUCAAGGGUUCUGGCUUUCAUCUCGACCUGCUUCUGAUAGUGAUUUUAGGAGCUAUCUGCCCGCUCUUCGGUCUGCCCUGGCUGACUGCCGCCACUGUGCGAUCGGUGACUCACGUGAAUGCACUGACAGUCAUGAGCAAAGCCACUGCCCCUGGAGAGAAGCCCAUGAUCCAAGAAGUUAAAGAGCAGAGGGUCACAGGGAUGUGUGUGGCUAUCCUAGUGGGGUUGUCUAUAGUGAUGACAGAUGUUCUGCGUCAUAUUCCUCUGGCUGUGCUGUUUGGAAUAUUUCUGUACAUGGGCAUCACGUCUCUUACUGGUAUCCAGCUUUAUGAGCGAAUCACACUCAUGGUCACACCUGCUAAACAUCACCCUGACCACAUCUACGUUACCAAGGUGAAGACAUGGCGUAUGAACAUGUUCACCAUCAUUCAGUUGUUGUGUAUUGCCCUGCUGUGGGUGGUCAAGUCGACCGUAGCCUCGCUGGCCUUUCCCUUCAUCCUAAUUAUGACCGUACCUCUGCGUAGACUCAUCCUGACCAGGAUCUUUGAGGAGAGAGAGCUUGCAGCGUUGGAUGCUGAUGAGGAUUCGCCCAAUUUUGAUGAAGACGGACGGGAUGAAUACAACGAGAUCCACAUGCUUGUCUAGACGCAGGUCACAUGGCUCAUCUCUUCACUGACCAAUCCAAUACAGGUCUCUGGAUAACGGGAAAGAUGUACGGAAUCGGAUGAACUCUGAUGCACUGCCCUCUUUCAGAAUUAUUUCACGUGUACUUUGAAUUAUAAAAAGAAUCACAGAUCAUGUUUUGGAUAUUAUUAUUAUUUUUCCUUUUUUUUCCUCCGAAAAAGUGGCCUACAUGUUUGUCUGCUGCUGCCCAGUGACCUUUGAAUAUAUGAUUAGAUAUGACCCGUGCACCUUAGACCUCCCAAAGUGCAAUGAUGGUGAGACUAAUCCAAUAGAUUGGUUCUUACACCCCAAUCCCAGUUCACCCCAUCCGAAUGCACUGCACCCAUGCGGACCAGACCUACUGCCUGUAGAUCUUAGUUGCCUUGUACUGUACUGUAGGCGUUGACCACAGGGUUUGAAUAUUAUAGUAGCACGACCUCUCAGUGCCCUUAGAGUGGUCAGUUCCUUUGCUGUGCAGUCCUGUUGCUUGAAAACUGUAGUGCAGUCCCUUUAGACGUACUUUAUGCAGUAGUGAUUACUUUGAUCGAUGUUAUGCAGUAGUUACAAUACAUUUAAGGGUGCUUUAAGUAAUUUUUUUAAUGGAAUAGCAUGGAGAAAAUGACACUUCCUGACAGAUAUCACUCUCAGCCUGUCAGUCAUUUUGAAUUCAGUGACUUGUGGGAGUUAGCAAAACGGCUAACAUUGCUUACAGCACCUUUAAUGGAGAAAAAAGUUAUUUAGCUCUCCGAAUAUGAUUUCCCUUCCAAACAGAUUCACUGCUAAAAUUUAAUUUAAUUUAAUUUAAUUUAAUUUAAUUUAAUUUAAUUUUAAUUUUAUUUUAUUUUAUUUUAUUUUAUUUUAUUUUAUUUUAUUUUAUUUUAUUUUCAUCAGAAGUUAUUUAGCUCUCAGAAACAUGAUUUUCUUUCCAAACGGGUUCAUAUUUUAUUUCGAUUUUUUAAAUCAAGUAAUUUGUAUUCAUUAAUUUUCAUCUAUUGUUUUGGUUUGUCUUGAAGGUUCCCAAAAAAAAUCCUUUUUAUUUUCUUUGAGCAGCUCAGUUGUUCUUGCUACAUAUAAAUUUAGCAUUUAGUAUUAACAUAGGAUUUAUUGCCCAUGUUGUUGUUAUAAAUAUUAGUGCGUUUGUGUGCGCGUUUUCAAUAUUACCCUUUUCAAAGCACUAAUUCCAUUCCUUAUGCUGUUAUACUGCAGUGUAUUCGGGAACAGUUUCACUGGAAUAGGUUAAAGCCAUAAAAAAUUGAAUUUCGUUGAUUGCAUACAGUAAAUGCUAACUUUUUUGAAUCAAUGCUAUUCCAAAGGCUGUCAGACUGCCAGUGUGUAUGGAUGCAUUUAUCGCUACAGUUUAGACAGUUUUUGGCUUCGAUGAAACAUGCUGCCAAAUUGUUAGCCAGGUUCAUGGAGGGUAGCGACAAACUUUAAAUAUUUUGAAAGGAAGCACAUUCACUAAGCCAACAGAUCCACAUUUCCCUUGCCUUUAAAGACUUUAAAGGUGAUGUGUGUAUUUUCUCUGUUAAAAUACUUUUUUCCAUAUGCAACAACAUUAAAACAUUGCUCUAUUUGUUUGAGCACCAUAAUCAACCCCGACACGAUCAGCCAAUGAGCUGAGUUUGGGGCGGGACUAGUUUGGGGAGGAAUUUUCAAGUAACCUGUUUGCAAUUCCAUUUGGUGAAAAAAAAAGAAAUAACACACUUCACCUUCAACAUCUUCAUCUUUAUCCCUUCGUGAAAUUUCCUCUGAACAGAAAAGCCUCAUACAAACCUGAAAACAGGCAGAAUUGUUCCAUUACACUCAUGUUUUGAGUUCGGACAAUUGCCUUUAGAGAAAGCUGCCCUUUGGACUGUAAAUAUCGUGCCUCCAUGCGUGUAUUGAAUUUGUUUGUGCGUAAUACAGACUUCUAGGCCUAGUCACGCUAGACUAGCUCAUUUCAUCACAAACACAUAUUCAACAUGUGUUUCUUUUUGCUCGUCGUUUCCCCAGUUUUUAGUGUGAAAACAAGAGGAAAUUGUGCAAUAAAGAAAUAUCUGUCAUGCAGUGCUGUGCUACUCUGAAUAGAUGUUUAGUUUCUUGGAAAGCACAAGCCUAAGUGCUGCUCUCAAGCCUGAGAGCAGUAAGUGGAGAUCUGUGGUUGUGAAUGGCAGGUCUUUGAAGCACUUAAUGUGAAGCCACACAUCAAGACGUGUUUUACCACGUAACCUUAGUUGAGCCAUCGGAUAGCUCUGUACGAACGCCAAAAGGGUAGAACGUUGGUUUUUUUUUUUUUUUCCCUCAGCAUUUAUCAAUAGGGAUGUAGCUGAGAGAUGAAAUUGGAUGAGGACAAGCUGGCUGUAAGCUGUAGAAUCGGAUUCCCACUGUGUGAAGCCUUUGGCAGGCUCAUCGAACGGUAAGCAACAGAUCUUAGCUUUAGCAACAAAUCUUAGCUUUCCAAAGGCAAAUGUUAUUGCUCAGAUGUGGCUACUUUCACAACUCAGGAUAUUUGUUGGAGUUCUCAGUAAGGUUUCACAUAAUGUAAAUGGAAAAAAAUGUCCUUUGGAUUUGACUGAUUAAACAGGAUUGGGAAAAGUGAGCGUUAAAUGGCAAAUUGGUGACAGCUGGGAAAGGGGCGGGGCUAAUAUAUAUGAGUGAUAGUGAUGUCAGCCAAAUGGAAAGCUGUUUCAGAGGCAGAGUUGGUUGUUACACUUUUUUAUGUUUUGUUUUGUUGGAGUAAAAUGUGCACAGAGGCCAGGACUAUGCAUUAAUGAAGUAAUAGGAUAAAUUUUGACUUCAUGAAAUUGACCCUAGACAGGGAGUUUGACUGACAGGCGAUCUGACCAAUCAUAACACUCAAACUGGUAUUUUUGUCUGGUAAACAAACCAGACUGGAGUAGAUUGACAUUGGUUUCCUUGAACUUGAAAAAUGGUGCACUGUAAAAAAAUGACCAUGAUUUUACUGGUAAAACACUGUAAAAUGCUACAGUAAAAACCUAUCAAAUAGUUAAUGGUAAGUUCCCCUACUAUAUACGGUGGAAAAACUGUAUUGGACACUACAUGUAAUUUUGCUGUAGUAUACCGUUUUUAGAAGUGGAAAAAGAAUGCAUAAUUUACAGUGAAUAACCAUAACUUGACGUUCCCAGAAUUCCCUGCAUUAUUUCACAUUUGAUGUUUUUUCGUUGAAACAACUAUGUCUCUUCUUAGUUUUUCUAGUGUUACCACAAUGGUGUGUAGUGUUUGUGUGAAUGAUACUGUGCACCUUCUAUAUAUGUUAGUAUUUAAAAGUUGCUUGUGAUGGGCUUUAGUUCAUCAUGUGACUUUUUUUUAUUUAUAUAUUUAUUUUCAUCGCCACCUGCUCUUAGUGUGUAUCAGUACAUUACAAAGUCGCAAAACAGAUUUCCGUACUUCCAUAGGUUGGUAUAUUAAAGGGGUCGUAUGAUGUUGCUAAAAAGAACAUUAUUUUAUAUAUUUGGUGUAAUGAAAUGUGUUUACGCAGUGUGAGGUUCAAAAACACGUUGAUUUUUACAAAGCUCAUCAUUCUGAAAAGCACAGUGUACUCGGAUUAGCCAUCUAUUCAGUGUGUUGUGACUGGCCGAAUACCUCAACCGUGUGACAGAAAUGUUACGCCGCUUAACCUUGUUGUGAUGCCAUGUCCGGGCAUGACAAGACAAAAACAAUAAAAUCCAUUAUUAAUUAGGUAUUUGUUGCACCCAGUGAGGACAUAAUUACUGAUUAUAAUGACUCAUACUGUCUUUUUAUGCGUUGCAUUGCAUCGUGCCGCAUAAACAAAACACCAUGUUUGCAUCUGUGAUUGUAGAAACAACAAACAAGCACUGCUCUACACUGCUCAAAACUCACGUUUGAAUAGCCACUAGCAAAUUCUUUAAAUAUGAAAAUGUACUUACAGGCUGUGAGUCAGAAGCGCCAGACUGUCCUUGCAAAGUUAGAAUUUCCCUACUUUAUAGUGUGUACAGCUGGCAUAUUGUACGCUUCUCUCCCAGGUUCAGGAGACAGUCCUCCGUAAAAUGCACUGCACAUGCGUUGUAUUGUUCUGUUCAUGUUGUAAAUAUAACUUAACCACUGACUUCUAGUUGUGUACUCAUUUGGAAGGCCAAACAAAGUACUUUCACUUUUGCAACGAAACACAUUUAGAAUUCAUAGCUGCAACAAUACUGCAGUAAGAAUAAAAGUUACGCCUUCUUUGUUUACGUAUACAUUUGGGUGGUAUUAUGCAAAUCUUCCCACACCAUGACGUGGACAUGUGGGGGUGUGUUUGAAUGAGCCAUUUUAGGAAGGUGGGGCUGAGUCUUAACUUUUAUAAAGAAUAUCUCUUUUGGUUUGAGACUUUGUAAUACUCCAAAGACAAAGGAAAACACAAAAUCGCAUCAUGUGACCCCUUUAACAUUAUAUCAAUAAAUACAAUUCCGGUAUUUAAAUGUAAAUUUAAAUAAAUCUGUAAAAUCUAAAAUGUUGCUACCAUAUUUUUUACGGUAAAAUUCUGGCAACCACAAAAACUGUGGAACGAUGUCAAUACAACUUUUCAAGUUUAGAUCCACCAAUGUUAAUACACUCUCCUGUCUGAUUUGUUUGUCAGACAAAAUGGUGGAUUCUGUGAUUGGUCAGAUCGCCUGUCAAUCAAGCUGUUUGCGAAAGGUCAGUUGUAGAAAGAAAAAACACAAACAAGACAGUUGUUGCAAUAUAAAGUUGUUGGUAUAAAAUGAAUGUGGAUAGCAGCUCAGAUUUUUGACCUUGAAAAGCAACUAUAUAACGUGGAGCAUUUUUAGAGCAUUUGCUCCAUUUUCAAUGCAUUUAAUCUUGUCAGUCAUGCUUGGGAAAUAAUAAUAUGGAAAUAUUCAAGAGAUAUUCUCUUUGAUUUUUCUUUCCAACUGCGUUGAAAUGAAGCUCCUCGUUGACUCUCAUAGCUGUUGUCUGCCUGGGGUUAUUAGUUUCUUGUUUAUCUUGAAGAUUCUGAAUGGUGUGAAGUUUAUUGCACUGCCACUGCUGCUCACACUGCCGUCACACUCAAUCUCUGCAGGCUUGCUUUGGUUUUGCUCAAUAAAUACAAUCCAUGCAACAGAAAGGAACGUGAGAGAGGAAACAGAGAGACUUGUUUUCAGGGGCUUUUGGGUUUUGAAUGUGUCAAUCUUCAUCUUCCACUGUGAAUUAGCAGUAAAUGCUAAGUUGCACAGAUCUGUCUAUUGCAGGGGUUCUCAACCACAUCCCUGGAGCCCCACCAACACUGCAUGUUUUCCGUGUCUCCUUAAUCAAACACACCUGAUUCAGAUCACCAGCUCAUUAGAGACUGCAAGACCUGAAACGGGUGUGUCAGACAAAGGAGACAUGCAAAAUGUGCAGUGUUGGGGGAACUCCAAGAACAUGGCUGGGAACCACUGGUCUAUUGCACUAUUUACAUAAUUGGUUUAAUCCAUGGAUUGUGACCAUACUGGCCCAACUGUGUUGUGUUGUCACAUUUGAGAGCCCGAAAAGUGAACUUUUGGAUGCACCUUUUUGUAUUUGUUGGUUUUCAUACUUUUAUUUUUCUGUCUAUGGAAGCCUUAAACCAAUUUUUUUGGACACUUUAGCAAAUAGUAGAUUGAUCGCCAUCUUGGAUUUGUGAUGAAUAAUCAUGCCGCUUACAAAUCUUUAGAUCAGGUAAAGGGAUAGUUCACCUAAAAACUAAUAUUGUGAUCAUUUACUCACCCUCAUGUCAUUCCAAACCAAUUUGACUUUCUUUUGUGGGACAUUUUGAGACAGUCAGUGGGUUCCGAUGUUGUUUGGUUCCCAACGUUCUUCAGAAUAUCUUCUUUUGUGAUCCACAGAAAAACAGACAGAUUUGGAACCACGCGAGGGUGAGUAAAUCAUUUUAUCAUUUAUUUAUUUUUAUUGUUUUUUUUUUUUUUUUUUUUUUUGGGUGGACCAUGCAUUGCAUUCAAGAAAAACUGACUGAAUGAUUUGGUGACAGUACAACCUACUGGCCAAGAGUAUUUGCUUAUAACUUUUAAACAAUUUGGCCAGAAGUUAAAGUAUUUGGCCUCUUGAUACCUUGAGUCAUUCUACCAUUCUUAAUUUUCAUGUAAAUUUUUCAACACUAUGGGGUACCAAAAGAAAACUUGUUACCUUAAGCUCAAAAAUGAAAGAAUGAAAACACCAAACUAUGGUAAUAAUUACUGAUACCAUGUCUUUAAGCUACUUGAGUAGUUCUGGGCCAAAAUCUACUAAGUUUGCUUCUGUUCCUAUGAAUUUAUUAAAAUUCCCUCCAUAUUUGUCUCUGAUUAUUUCAGAACAUGUUGGAUAAAAGCUAUUCCAUGAAAGUUUUGUGUUCAAAACCUUUUUUCUGUGACUGUCUGUUGAUUAAGAGAUCGGAAGGUGGUUGGUCCAGUCCUAAAUUUAUUUACUAGCCCAGUUUUGCAAAUGUAAAUCAAAUUCCUUCAGCGCUUGACCUCGUAAUUGCUGCUUUCAGCAUUGUUAUUUAUUAUUUAUUGUUAUUAUUUGAACCAGUUUUGUCUGCUUUUGUUUAUUAGCAACCAACAUGUUUGCCAUUGAAUUUCCCUGCAGCUUAGGUCCUUUAAGCACAAAAAAACGUUUUAAUAUUGAAUCCCUACAUGAGCCACAGACAUGUGACACAGUGAAUGUACAUGGAGUGAUGUAGAUUUCUUGUUCAUUGUGUCUGCAACCACAGUGACAAUUUUCAUGGUUACAGACGGGUUACUCGUCCAACCAUCUGGUAGACUUUCACCUGCGGUGAAAGUCCAAGAGCUCUCUAUAGUCGAAGGCCGUAGGUACCUCUCUUAUUUUAGGGUCGUAUGAGAAAAAGAAAACACUCUGUGUGAACUUGGUUAUGUGAGAGAAUAAAAAGCACUUCUAGACUGCUGUUUCCUGCGUGUGGUUUUUAGGAUGAAAAGGAAGUAGUAUGAAUGGAGCAACAGCAAAAUGAGCGUCUGAAUGAGUCGGGUUUUGGUGGAUGGUGCCACCCUGAUCGUCCAGACCACCCACCCGAUGCUGUGAAAGAUGUGUUAGUGUUUAACUUCAUGUCUGAACUUACACUUGCUUUCAUGUCGUGAGUGUUAAAUGUACGCCAUUCUUCUUCCCGUUGUGAUGAAGUGGAUGACAAUCAGAAAUAUUUGCAGUCAGAUUAUAUUAAUCUCAUUCACACCCAACAUAUUUUCCAUUCAGAAGUGCACACAGACACAAACAACCCUAAAGCCAGUGUUUUGGUUCUAACAAAGCAUUUUACUCAGUUGUAAACAGUGCAUCAGUUCAGACUACUGAGACUCAUUGUACAAAGAAAAAACACUUACCUCUGUUACAUGCUAUUACAAAUAAUACUAAUUUACUUUGUAUUUUAGAUCCACAUAAAAUGACC
This is a messenger RNA of Labeo rohita (rohu), 11364 nucleotides long. RefSeq names its product solute carrier family 4 member 3 (gene slc4a3). The record is from RefSeq and is a predicted model, not a curated record. The coding region runs from base 219 to 4001 and encodes 1260 amino acids. NCBI's taxonomy places the organism in Eukaryota, Metazoa, Chordata, Actinopteri, Cypriniformes, Cyprinidae. Gene Ontology annotation, biological process: regulation of intracellular pH; monoatomic anion transport; transmembrane transport. Gene Ontology annotation, molecular function: monoatomic anion transmembrane transporter activity; solute:inorganic anion antiporter activity. Gene Ontology annotation, cellular component: plasma membrane. The transcript has 22 exons.